Gastrolobium bilobum is the source of this 732-nucleotide messenger RNA. RefSeq lists its product as uncharacterized. Gene Ontology annotation, molecular function: ATP binding; helicase activity. NCBI's taxonomy places the organism in Eukaryota, Viridiplantae, Streptophyta, Magnoliopsida, Fabales, Fabaceae. The record is from RefSeq and is a predicted model, not a curated record. The transcript has 2 exons. Bases 1 to 732 code for a protein of 243 amino acids.
AUGGAUAAUAUAUUAUAUCCUACUUUCUUUAAAGAACGUGCUCUUCUGACUCCUAAAUUGUCCGAUGUUGCCAUGUUAAACGAGCACCUAAUGGCUGUGAUUCCGGGUGAAGAAAGAACAUUAUUGAGUUCAGAUAAGGUUUUGAAACAAGACGGUAAUUCAUCUCUUGAGGAUGACGAAAUCUCCCCUGGUAUCUUAAAUACAUUCUCAUGUUCGGGGAUUCUUGAUCAUAAAUUAACUUUGAAGGUUAAAGUACCGGUGAUGCUAUUGAGAAAUAUUGAUCAAUCAAGAGGUUCAUGCAACGGUACGAGAUUACUUAUUACAAAGUUGGGGAAUCAUGUUGUUGAGGAAAUUGUUCUUACAGGAAACAAUAUAGGAGAUACUGUGUUAAUCCCUAGAAUGACGAUCAACCCAUCGGGUCAUACAUUUCCAGUAAACUUCCAAAGAAGACAAUUCCCCUUGGUAGUUUCGUUUGCGAUGACUAUCAACAAAAGUCAAGGACAGUCGCUGUCUCAUGUUGGCAUUUAUCUUCCUAGGUCUGUCUUCACUCAUGGGCAAUUAUAUGUGGCACUAUCUAGAGUAAAGAGCAAACAUGAAUUGAAGAUGCUGAUACUUGAUGAAAAUGGUUGCGUUACAAAUACUACCUUUAACAUCGUCUACAAGGAAAUUCAGUAUUCGAGGCACAAUCAGUAUAUUAUUCCCUUGUCAUUUUUCAGAGUCAAAGGUUUUUAA